AUGGCACAAUAUGAUGACAUCUCUAUUCUUGGAGAAGUUCUCGAAAGAUCUACUGGCCAACCAGAAGGUUCUGGAGUAGAAGAGACCACAAUUGAAGCUGUGAGUUCUACUGAAGUUCCUAGCACAACUACCACUGAAGAAGUAACUGAACCUCCAACAACAACUGAAGUCACUGAAACCACAACUGAAGUCACAUCUACAGCAACUGAAGAAUCCACAACUGAAGGUAACCUUUUUUUUUUAAUUUGAAAAGCAUAUUUAACAAAAAAUUCUUUCAGCCCCAACCACCACUGAGGCCGUGACCACAACCACAACAGAAAUUUUACUGGUUCCUGAAACUUCAGCUCCAGAAGAAGAUAUUGAUGAAGACAGUUUCUUGGGUUUCAAAAAACCAGAUCUUGCCACAAUCUAUCGUCGAUUGUUCCCAUUCCAACAUACACCACAAAGAGAUUUCAAACUUUAA
Caenorhabditis angaria is the source of this 463-nucleotide messenger RNA. The record is from the annotation of a GenBank genome assembly. Lineage: Eukaryota; Metazoa; Nematoda; Chromadorea; Rhabditida; Rhabditidae.